Cucurbita moschata (crookneck pumpkin) is the source of this 890-nucleotide messenger RNA. RefSeq names its product high mobility group B protein 7-like. Bases 68 to 688 code for a protein of 206 amino acids. The record is from RefSeq and is a predicted model, not a curated record. NCBI's taxonomy places the organism in Eukaryota, Viridiplantae, Streptophyta, Magnoliopsida, Cucurbitales, Cucurbitaceae. The transcript has 8 exons.
AAAUUUCCCUUUGGCUUCAAUUUGUCUGCGUUUUCGAAAUAACCGAAUUAGCUGCGGAGAGUAGGAAAUGGCCGGUGGAGGAUCGUCGAAGUCGAGAAAGAGAGUGGAGGCUACUCCGGCCGCUGCUGCCAGUACUGGCCCUUCGCUUGUGAGAGCCAAAGAUGGCAGUGCUUUUGCUCGAUGUGAUGAGUGCGGCAAAAGUGUUCCGGCAGCACUAAUCAGCAUGCACAGCUGUAGCCUCGACGCCAAAAUUAGAACGAAUUUAGAGGCUCAGACUGUCGAGAAGCAAACUCAAGCCAAAAAGCCAGCUGAAAAGAAAAGAUCAGCACCAUCAGAACCAAAGGCUAAGAAAUCCCGAACGGAGAAGAGAGGGAAGAAAGACAAAGAUCCAAAUGCCCCCAAACGCCCUCCUACAGCUUUUUUCGUUUUCAUGGAUGACUUCAGAAAAUCAUACAAAGAAGCGCAUCCUGAUUCCAAAGGCGUUAAAGAGGUUGCAAAGGAAGGUGGUGAGAAAUGGAAGUCAAUGACUGAUGAAGAGAAGAAGCCAUACCAAGAUAAAGCUGCUGAGCUGAAAGCGGAGUAUGAGAAGGCCUUAGAAGAAAGUCGAAAUGCUGAGAAUGAAGAAGAUGAAAAGGAAACAGAAGAGGUUGCAGAGAAGGAGGUAGAAGAAGUAACAGAUGAAGAGUAGGAGAGAUUCCAUGGUAGGCUUUCGUAAUGCUAGAAAACAGCCUUCUUCACUGCCUUGUUUCUGUUGUAAAUUCAUUCAGAGUCUAACUUAGUAAAAAUGCUGUUGGAUUCUAUGGUUGCGUUUGAAGCAAAAUAUCGUACAAAUGCUAGAUUUUUGGAGUUUUGUUUUUGGUCUCAAAUCUAUAUUUGAACCCAUCUUAGUC